Molecule: messenger RNA, 1839 nt
Organism: Rhodotorula graminis WP1
Lineage: Eukaryota; Fungi; Basidiomycota; Microbotryomycetes; Sporidiobolales; Sporidiobolaceae
Exons: 10
Coding region: 26-1612 (528 amino acids)
Biological process (GO): transmembrane transport
Cellular component (GO): membrane
Molecular function (GO): transmembrane transporter activity
Source: RefSeq, a predicted model, not a curated record
CCACCACCCCCAGCGACAGCCAGCCAUGCCUCGCUUCGCAGAGAAGGACGAGACCAUCCCGGCGCAGCAGGUCGAGUACGCCGACGCUGAGGCGGGCGCCGGUCACUACGACGGCGCGUCGCUCGCCAACUACACGACGACCAACACCGAGAAGGCGGGCUCGUCCAAGUAUGCCGACUCGACCAUCGGCCUCGAGCACGUCAAGGCCGCCAAGGUUAGCGAGCGCAAGCUCGUGAGGAAGCUCGACGCCGUCAUCCUUCCCCUCGCCGUCCUGCUCUACCUCUCGGCCUACCUCGACCGCGGUAACCUGGGCAACAGCAAGAUCAUGGGUAUCGAGGAGAAGGUCCUCAAGGGCGUCGACGUCCGCUACUCAAUCGCGCUCUCCUGUUUCUUCAUCACCUACAUCAUCCUCUCCGUCCCCGGCACUCUCCUCGCCAAGCAGUUCCUCCCGUCUACCACCAUCGCUUGUGGCGCCCUGAUAUGGUCGGUCGCUGCUACGUGCCAGGCCGCUGUCACCAACCCGGCUGGCCUUUACGUCUGCCGCCUCUUCGUCGGCGUUGGCGAGGCCUGCUUUGGCCAGGCGAUGGCUCUUUACUUCACCAUGUGGUACACGCGCAAGGAGCUCUCGAAGCGCAUCGGGCUGUUCAUCAGCGCCGGCGCGCUCGCCGGCGCUUUCUCGGGCCUCAUCUCGUACGGCGUCGCCAAGAUCAAGACGGAGAAGCUCGAGCAGUACACGAUCCUGUUCCUCAUCGAGGGCCUCCCGUCGUUCAUCCUCGCCGUCGUCGUCUACUUCUGCCUCCCGUCCCGCCCGGAGCAGAGCAAGUACCUCAACGAGGAGGAGCGCACGAUCGCCUGCACGCGCCUCAACGCCGACCAGCAGGGCGGCGAGGUCCCGGGUAUCGACUGGAGGGCCGUCCGUUACACGCUCGUCAACUGGCGCACCUACGUCGUCGCUGUCGCCUACUCGGCCAUGAACCUCGGCCUCGGCUCGGUCUCUGGCUUCCUCCCGACCAUCGUCAAGGGUCUUGGCUACUCGAACGCCGACGCUCAGCUCUACACCGUCCCGCCGUACGCCGUCGCCCUCGUCGUCAUGCUCAUGUUCUGCACCUACUCGGACCGUUAUCAGACGCGCGGCAUCCCCGUCAUGUGCGUGUUCGCGAUCGGCAUCGUCGGCUGGUCGCUCCUGCUCGCCGUCGACCCGGUCAAGGCGACCGCCUCGGAGCUCCACGUCCGCUACUUUGCCGUCUUCUGCGUCGUCUCGGCCGCCUACUCGGCCAUCCCUCUCAUCAUGUCGUGGCAGGCGGGCAACUCGGCGUGCGAGACUCAGAAGGCCGUCUCGCUCGGCAUGCUCAACUCGGUCGGCCAGUGCCUCUCGAUCCUCGCGUCGUUCCUCUUCCCCAAGUCCAAGGGUCCGCGCUACAUCAAGGGCGCCUCGCUCAACAUCGCCUUCCAGGCGCUCGGCCUCUUCAUCGCCCUCGGCAUGACCCUGUACUACCGCGCCGAGAACAAGCGCCGCGACCGCGUCGAGGGCGGCCGCCUCCCCAAGGGCAUGAAGCCCGAGAACAUGAUGGUCGACUACGACCUCGCGGUCGGCUUCCGCUACACUCCCUAAGUGGCCGACCGUCGCGCAGGUCGCCUUGGUCGUCCCGGCGUCGUCUCGGUCGGUUCGGCGUCUCCUCGAGGGUCUUCCUCAGCAGGAGCGACGUCGCUGUACCCGUGGUCGUCGUCGGUUCAUGUCGAGGAGGGUUCGUCGGGCUCUGUGGGUCUUGGUUGUUGCGGCACGGUCCGCCUUUCGUCUGUGUAUGCCCCUUGUGUUGAAUCAAAGUCCUCUCUCUCUCA